Drosophila guanche is the source of this 715-nucleotide messenger RNA. RefSeq lists its product as uncharacterized. Lineage: Eukaryota; Metazoa; Arthropoda; Insecta; Diptera; Drosophilidae. The record is from RefSeq and is a predicted model, not a curated record. The transcript is spliced from 2 exons. The coding region runs from base 241 to 411 and encodes 56 amino acids.
GUGCUUGAUUCUAAACAAACUACAUUUGGAAAUCUAAAGCGUAACUAAAGUCAGGGCCUACGCUUUCGAUAAUAAAAACAAAUACAGGCUACAAAUAGGAGGCUGCCUAAACAAAAAGGGAGCUGCCAACUUGCAUUUUACGCAUUUGCGUUUCGUUUGUUCCACUCUUGUGCCAACCGUAGCCCACGCCCACAUUUGUGGCGUGUGCAACUAGAAGCCGUCAAGACGACUUACUCGAUAAUGAAGAUGAGCUCCCCCAGGAUCAUGCAGCAGAAACGGAGUAGCAAAUCCUCCAACUCGUCGCGGGUCUCAAUGACGACCUCGACGGCGGAGGAGAAUCUCAUCGAGUCGAAGCUCUUUAGCUGGAUGCGGCUCUUCCGCUUUGCCUCGCUGCUCUGUCGCGCCGAGUAACGGGAGUGGCUGCAUCCUAAACCCUAAGCCCUUCCCCCCCAGCAAAUAUUAAGAGAAAUGCAUAUAAAAGAUACAGUUACCGAUACUCGAACUAAAUAGUUACCGCUUUUCAGUCAAGUUUUCCUAUACACACACUACACGUAUAUUGAGACACUGAGACGAAAUUCACUUUAACUUUUUUCCAAACAAUGUAGAAUGUAAGAAGGAAUAUUCCCCUGACCCGACAAAAUCCCCCAAAAACAUUACAAAAAUGGAUGGAAACCAUUGUUUUAGUUUAAGCUUUUAUUUUUUUGAGAAAUCGAAA